Messenger RNA from Spirometra erinaceieuropaei, 2460 nucleotides. The record is from the annotation of a GenBank genome assembly. NCBI's taxonomy places the organism in Eukaryota, Metazoa, Platyhelminthes, Cestoda, Diphyllobothriidea, Diphyllobothriidae.
AUGCCUCAUGCAAUCCUUGGUUCCGACUUCCUAGCCGAGUUUGAUCUCCUUGUUGACUGUCGGCGUUCCUGUCUCCUCGACCGCACAACUGGUCUUUCUGUCCGCGGUCUUACACCCUUUAAUGACUCCUGCAAUUUAUCUGUUCUGGACACAGGUAUUGCUUGCCCAUACCGAGACCUGCUCCUCCAACACCCCAACAUAAUCAAACCCCAGUUUCGCAGUGGUCAGAUCCAGCAUGACGUUGUCCACCACAUUCGCACCUCUGGCCCCCCAGUAUUCGCACGGCCGAGACGACUGGCUCCGUCCCGUCUGCAAGCGGCGAAGGCCGAAUUUGAGCACAUGCUGCAACUGGGCAUAAUUCGCCCGUCCGAGAGUCCAUGGGCGUCCCCUCUGCAUAUGGUGCCCAAGGCGACAUCAGACGACUGGCGGCCCUGUGGUGACUAUCGCGCCCUCAACAAUGCGACCAUCCCGGAUCGCUAUCCCGUCCCUCAUCUUCAAGAUUUUGCUGGAGCUCUUUUCUGCAAAUCGGUUUUCUCGAAGAUUGACCUUGUUCGGGCCUUCCAUCCGAUUCCUGUCGCUCCUGAGGAUGUUCCCAAAACUGCCGUCACCACACCAUUCGGCCUGUUCGAAUUUGUUCGCAUGCCAUUUGGUCUUCGUAAUGCUGCCCAAACAUUUCAGAGGUUCAUUGACCGAGUCCUACGUGGUGUCUCGUUUGUGUACGCCUACAUCGAUGACCUCUUGGUGGCCAGUCGAAAUGCCGAGGAAAACAAAGAACAUCUUGCCUUAGUGUUUGACCGCCUCGAUCAGUUUGGCGUGGUCAUUAACCCUUCCAAGUGUGUUCUGGGUGUGCCGUCCCUUGAUUUUCUUGGUCACCAUGUCGAUGCACAAGGUUUGCGUCACCUCUCUUCCAAGGUUGAGGCCAUUCGUGACUUUCCUCCACCGACCUCCAAGCGUCAGUUACAACGUUUCCUUGGCAUGGUAAACUUUUAUCGCCGGUUCCUACCGAACUGUGCCGACCUUGUGCUGCAACUCACCUACUUGCUCUCUGGUCUCAAGGGUCUCCUUGAGUUACGUGGCCACGCGCUGACUGCUUUUGAGAGAAUAAAGACCUCCCUUGCUGAUGCUACCUUGCUCACUAAUCCUGCUCCAGAAGCCCCAUUGUCCCUGAUGGUUGAUUCUUCGACCGUUGCCGUAGGAGCAGUCCUCCAACAGCAUAUCAACGACUCGACACGACCGUUGGCAUUCUUCUCCAAGAAGCUUUCACCUGCCGAGACGAGAUAUAGCACGUUUGGCCGUGAACUUCUCGCCAUUUGCCUAGCCGUAAAACAUUUCCGACACUUCCUUGAGGGUCGUGACUUCACAAUUUUCACAGACCACAAACCACUUACAUUUGCCAUCCGAUCCGAUUCUGGCAAAUAUAACCCGAGAGAGAUUUCUCAUUUGGAUUACAUCUCGCAAUUCACCACUGACAUCCGCCACAUUGAUGGCCCGAAGAAUGCGGUGGCCGAUAUGCUGUCCAGACCUUUCCUCUCAGCGUUUCACCUCUCACACGGGAUUGAUCUUGGUGCUAUGGCGGCUGAACAACGACGUAUUGGAUGCCCUGGCGACGAGUCUGUUAACAGUCUUCAAUUAGUUGACGUCCCAUUGACCACCGGCACUGGCACAAUCCUUUGUGACGUAUCGACUCCUUUUCAUCGCCCUUAUGUGCCUGCCUCGAUGCGUCGAGCUGUUUUUCCAACUCUCCACGGACUCUCCCAUCCUGGGAUUCGAGCCUCACAGAAGCUCCUCACGGAAAGGUUCGUAUGGCCUGGGAUGAACAAGGACGUCAAAGCUUGGGCUCGGUCGUGUCUGAGCUGCCAGCGCAACAAGGUGCAGCGUCGCAACAAGUCCUUACCAGGCACUUUCCCCAGUCCCGACGCACGGUUCAGCCAUGUGCAUCUGGAUGUCAUAGGCCCCUUGCCUCCAUCCAAUGGUUUCCCCUACCUCCUUACCUGUGUCGAUCGAUAUACUCGCUGGGCUGAAGCUAUUCCUUUACCGAAUGUGCAAGCUGAGACCAUUGUGAAAGCCUUCGUCAGUCGUUGGGUCGCCAUAUUCGGUGCGCCAUCCAUGAUUACGACUGAUCGAGGCGCGCAGUUUGAACCCACACUUUUCCAAACUCUCCUCAACUUCCUUGGCUGCACACGUAUUCGAACGACGGCCUACCACCCAGCUGCCAACGGCAUGGUUGAGCGUUUCCACCGCCAGCUAAAAACUGCACUGCGUGCCGCAGAAGAUCCCGAAAACUGGUCAGACAAUGUACCGGUUGCACUUCUUGGCAUUCGUGCGGCACUGAAGUCAGACUUGGACUGCAGCGCAGCCGAAUUGGUUUUCGGCACUACCCUCCGACUCCCUGGUGAGAUGGUCACCCCAACCUCUGGCGGUGUCGAAGAGACCCCCGAAAAUUUUGUGCAUCGUCUGUGA